This is a messenger RNA of Neoarius graeffei (lesser salmon catfish), 1679 nucleotides long. Its product is annotated as nuclease EXOG, mitochondrial-like. Gene Ontology annotation, molecular function: RNA endonuclease activity; nucleic acid binding; single-stranded DNA endonuclease activity. Gene Ontology annotation, biological process: apoptotic DNA fragmentation. The transcript is spliced from 6 exons. The record is from RefSeq and is a predicted model, not a curated record. Lineage: Eukaryota; Metazoa; Chordata; Actinopteri; Siluriformes; Ariidae. Gene Ontology annotation, cellular component: mitochondrial inner membrane; nucleus. The coding region runs from base 101 to 1144 and encodes 347 amino acids.
GUGAGGGACUCCAGCUCCUCACUGAGUCUCUCACGGUUGUUCAUUCAAACACUGGGCAAGAGGCUGAAGCUAAGUUUCACUUCAAAUUUUUUGGGGAAAGAUGGUCUCUGGUCUUAAAUUUGUGCGUUUUUUUGGUGGUUUUGUGUGUGGAGUGACUGUUAGCACUGGCGCUUGUGUAGCAGCAGUUAAACUCUAUCUUCAACCUGAAGAAUCCACACAGGAGAAAGAGAGUGCAGCACAGAGCCUCAUUAAGCUCUAUGGACUCCCUCUGGAUGGCACUGAGACCAGAUACUACACCAACCACAUCUUGUCGUAUGAUCAGAGCCGAAGGAUACCAAGAUGGGUUGCUGAACACCUGUCUGAUGAAAAACUACUUGGAAAAGCAGACAGAAAGCAUUGCAAAUUCAAGCCAGACCCCAGUGUCCCAGAGCUGUUCACAGCACACAAUGAAGACUACCUCGGCAGCGGCUGGUCUCGAGGACACAUGGCACCAGCUGGCGACAAUAAAUUUUCAGAGCAAUCAAUGGCCGAGACGUUCUAUCUGUCCAAUAUCAUCCCACAGAAUUAUGAAAACAAUGCCGGUUUCUGGAACAGGUUGGAGAUGUACUGCAGAGAGCUGACAGAGAGGUUCAGAGACGUGUGGGUAAUUUCAGGCCCGCUGACUCUUCCACAAGUAGGAGAGGAUAAAAAGAAAACCGUCUCUUAUCAGCUGAUUGGAAAAGACGACGUGGCCGUACCCACUCACCUUUACAAAGUGAUCCUGGUGAGGAGAGAUCAUUCAUCUGACGUGCUGGCUCUCGGGGCCUUUGUAGUGCCGAAUGUUCCUAUCAGUUUCAAGCAUCAGCUAAAGGAGUACCAGGUGAGUCUGACAGAGCUGGAGAGAAUGUCAGGUCUGACCUUCUUCCCUAAACUGGACAAGAGCUGCAGUGUGAAGAACCUUUGCCUGCUGGACUCCUGUGAGCUCAUGGACUUUGAGCGUUUCACAUUGUACAUCACUGGCCGUAAGGUGAAGGGUGUCAAGUCCUUGGCGAAGCUGGAGAAGAUCAUGGCAGAGCUCAAGGAAGCCGGUAUCUCUCCAGAUGAAUACUUGAAUAAAAUGUACUUUGAGAGGAAACAAGAACUCUUACAAAAGGAAAGUCCAUAGGUCCGUGAGGAUAACAUUUUGAACUGCGUGGUCCACAAUCGGAGCAGUUUUGGUACGUUGUUUACAGACACUGAGAUUUUCGGCACUUCUUUUAACCAUGUUUUAAAAGUUUAACAUUUAAAGAUGAUACUGACAAACCGAAGUAUUGAUACUUUGAACCAUGUUGUCAAGGAAUGAGAUGAAUAUGUAAAUAUAUUUGAAAAUAAUUCACUUGGCAUCUCAAUUGUUAAUUUAUGUUUUGACUUCAGACUUUUAUUUUCUUCUGGUGUUUUAUGGUGAUCAGUUGUUUUGUCUGGCAUUACAUUUGUUAAACUACUUAAUAGAAAUAUGUUGGUUUUCUUUUUCGAGGUUUUUAUUGUAUGUUGGCAGCUUUUGGCGUUUUCAUACUGCAGAGGAAAUGCAGAAGUAGGUCAGCUGAUAAGGUUCUGUGCGAGUGACUGAAAGCAGAACCUGCCCUCCAACCUCCCACUCCUCCUUUUAACAAAGGUGCCCAGUUUAUCUGUCAUCAACAAAACAAUAAAUAAAUGACAAGUUC